AUGCAGCAGCCGGGCGGCGGGGACGGGAGCCUCUUGCUGCUCCCGCUGCUCCUGCUGCUGCGGGCGGGCAGCCGGGCGGAGCUGGGGGACGCCACGCAAGGAGCAAAUUCAUCAGUUGUUGCUGAUUUCAUGCCUACAUCAUCAUGGAACAUCUCAAGUGAAUUAGAUAAAGACUACUUCUUGACGCUUGAUGAACCUAUGAAUAACAUAACUACCACCCUCGGCCAGACCGCAGAACUGCACUGUAAAGUCUCUGGCAAUCCUCCUCCGACGGUCCGUUGGCUGAAAAACGAUGCGCCGGUUGUCCAAGAACCUCGGCGGAUCUCCUUCCGUGCCACAAGCUAUGGGUCUCGACUGCGAAUAAGGAACCUUGACACUACAGAUACCGGCUACUUCCAGUGUGUUGCAACUAAUGGCAGAAAGACGGUUUCUACAACUGGUGUGCUGUUUGUAAAAUUUGGUCCCCCGCCAACAGCAAGUCCAGGAUCAUCUGACGAGUAUGAAGAGGACGGUUUUUGCCAGCCCUACAGGGGGAUCGCUUGCGCACGAUUUAUUGGAAAUCGAACCAUUUAUAUGGAGUCUUUGCAUAUGCAAGGUGAAAUAGAAAAUCAGAUUACAGCUGCUUUCACCAUGAUUGGCACUUCCAGCCAUUUGUCGGAUAAAUGCUCCCAGUUUGCUAUUCCUUCGCUGUGCCAUUAUGCCUUCCCCUACUGCGAUGAGACUUCGUCAGCUCCCAAGCCACGAGACUUGUGCCGCGAUGAAUGUGAAAUUCUGGAAAAUGUCCUCUGUCAGACAGAGUAUAUUUUUGCAAGAUCUAAUCCCAUGAUUCUGAUGAGAUUAAAGCUGCCCAACUGUGAAGAUCUUCCCCAGCCAGAUAGCCCCGAAGCUGUCAAUUGUAUCCGGAUUGGGAUUCCAAUGGCAGAUCCCAUAAAUAAAAAUCACAAAUGCUACAACAGCACAGGAGUAGAUUACCGGGGGACGGUGAGUGUGACCAGGUCGGGGCGGCAGUGCCAGCCGUGGAACUCGCAGUACCCCCACACCCACACCUUCACCGCCAUCAGGUACCCCGAGCUCAACGGGGGCCACUCCUACUGCCGCAACCCGGGGAACCAGAAGGACGCCCCGUGGUGCUUCACCUUAGAUGAGAACUUUAAGUCUGAGCUUUGUGACGUCCCGGCAUGUGAUUAUAAGGAUUCCAAGGAAAAGAAUAAAAUGGAAAUCCUGUAUAUCCUGGUGCCAAGUGUUACUAUUCCCCUGGCCAUAGCCUUACUCUUCUUCUUCAUCUGCAUCUGUCGCAACAAUCAGAAGUCAUCCUCCCCUCCCGUUCAGAGACAGCCUAAACACGUAAGAGGACAAAAUGUGGAGAUGUCAAUGCUCAACGCCUAUAAACCAAAGAGUAAGGCUAAGGAGUUGCCUCUGUCUGCUGUUCGUUUCAUGGAAGAACUGGGUGAAUGUGCUUUCGGCAAGAUCUACAAGGGACAUCUCUACCUUCCAGGCAUGGAUCACGCUCAGCUCGUUGCUAUCAAGACACUAAAGGACUUUAACAACCCCCAGCAGUGGGCAGAGUUCCAGCAAGAAGCGUCGCUCAUGGCUGAGCUCCAUCACCCCAACAUCGUUUGCCUCUUAGGUGUUGUGACCCAGGAACAGCCUGUCUGCAUGCUUUUCGAGUACAUGAACCAAGGAGACCUCCAUGAGUUUCUCAUCAUGCGAUCGCCGCAUUCAGAUGUUGGAUGCAGCAGCGAUGAGGAUGGGACUGUAAAAUCCAGCCUGGACCACGGGGAUUUCCUGCAUAUUGCAGUCCAGAUUGCAGCAGGGAUGGAGUACUUAUCAAGUCAUUUUUUUGUCCAUAAAGAUCUCGCCGCUCGUAACAUUUUAAUUGGAGAACAACUUCAUGUGAAAAUUUCAGACCUUGGACUCUCGAGAGAAAUCUACUCGGCAGAUUAUUACAGAGUUCAAAACAAGUCUCUCUUGCCAAUUCGCUGGAUGCCACCGGAGGCAAUUAUGUACGGCAAGUUCUCUUCCGAUUCAGAUAUUUGGUCAUUUGGAGUUGUUUUAUGGGAAAUAUUCAGCUUUGGACUUCAACCGUAUUACGGAUUUAGUAAUCAAGAAGUCAUAGAGAUGAUCAGGAAAAGGCAACUGCUGCCGUGCUCUGAAGACUGUCCUCCCAGAAUGUAUAGCCUGAUGACAGAGUGCUGGCAUGAUCUGCCAUCCCGGAGGCCACGAUUUAAAGAAAUUCAUGCCAGGCUGCGCUCGUGGGAGGGUCUUUCAAGUCACACUAGUUCUACUACCCCCUCCGGUGGGAAUGCCACCACUCAAACGACUUCCCUCAGCGCAAGUCCCGUUAGUAAUCUCAGUAAUCCUAGGUACCCUAACUACAUGUUUCCAGCACAAGGUAUACCACAAGGCCAAAUCGCCGGGUUCAUCGGACCGCCAAUACCUCAAAACCAGCGAUAUAUCCCGAUCAAUGGGUACCCGAUUCCACCAGGAUAUGCUGCUUUCCCAGCUGCUCACUAUCAGCCGCAAGGUCCACCCAGGGUAAUCCAGCACUGUCCUCCUCCAAAGAGUCGUUCUCCGAGCAGCGCCAGCGGAUCGACUAGCACAGGUCACGUCACUAGUUUGCCGUCUUCGGGAUCCAACCAGGAAGCAAAUAUUCCUUUGCUAUCUCAUAUGUCAAUUCCUAGUCAUCCGGGGGGAAUCGGUAUUACAGUUUUUGGAAAUAAAACUCAAAAACCGUACAAAAUUGACUCAAAGCAGUCUUCCCUAUUAGGAGACUCCAGCAUCCAUGGACCUAAUGAAUCUAUGAUUUCAGCUGAAUUGUAAAUAAGCGAGGCCUUUGUAAAUAUAACUAUUUACAAUACAAACUAGAAAGUCGUAGAAAAGAUUUAUAUUCAAAUAUUUUAUUAAAGAUUCUUCUGGUUGUUUAACAGACAUUGCAGCAAGUAUCUUCUGUGAAGUUUAACUGCUUAACAGGAUGGGCAGACUCAACCAGACAAAGAUCAUUGUGGUAUGAAUACUCAGCUUGGUCAAUGGACGCAUUGUUUCUUUAAGUGCACCGACAAUUCAA
Gymnogyps californianus (California condor) is the source of this 3064-nucleotide messenger RNA. It is a transcript of the gene ROR1, whose product is annotated as receptor tyrosine kinase like orphan receptor 1. Lineage: Eukaryota; Metazoa; Chordata; Aves; Accipitriformes; Cathartidae. Gene Ontology annotation, cellular component: signaling receptor complex. Gene Ontology annotation, molecular function: protein kinase activity; protein binding; ATP binding. The coding region runs from base 1 to 2820 and encodes 939 amino acids. The record is from RefSeq and is a predicted model, not a curated record. Gene Ontology annotation, biological process: multicellular organism development; cell surface receptor protein tyrosine kinase signaling pathway; positive regulation of canonical NF-kappaB signal transduction. The transcript is spliced from 9 exons.